AUGAAUUAUUAUUGCUUGCAACAUCAUUGCUUACCAGAGAAUUUUCACUUCACGAAAGCUUCUGGCAUUGAUGACGUCCAUCUUCUGCAAAAUGCGCAGCCUGACCAAAAUAUCCCUCAACACGUCAGGGAUUAUUUUUCAUUGAGCUCAAAGGGAAAGCCACUUAUGAAAAUUUUGGAUAAUGAAAGAAUCUAUAUGAAAUGAAGAAGAGUGGGAAACAGACGAUUAUGUCGAAGUUCCGGAGUUGCAAAAUCACAAGUUCGAACGUUUGAAUAUUUGAAAUGUACUUACAUUUUUUAUUGAAAAGACAUAUAGUAUCUGAAAAAAAUA
Messenger RNA from Acanthoscelides obtectus, 330 nucleotides. The record is from the annotation of a GenBank genome assembly. Lineage: Eukaryota; Metazoa; Arthropoda; Insecta; Coleoptera; Chrysomelidae.